Molecule: messenger RNA, 1231 nt
Organism: Haliotis rufescens (red abalone)
Lineage: Eukaryota; Metazoa; Mollusca; Gastropoda; Lepetellida; Haliotidae
Product: interleukin 17-like protein
Exons: 1
Coding region: 90-728 (212 amino acids)
Cellular component (GO): extracellular region
Molecular function (GO): cytokine activity
Source: RefSeq, a predicted model, not a curated record
CACACUCCACCGCCAGGCAAAACAUCAAACGUUUGCUGUUCACAGAUCAUUUCCCACUUCAGCGAAAGUUUAAGUACUCGAUUUCCAUCAUGAUUUAUGAGCUGUGUGUUCUGAUAUGCGUAGGGAUCCUCUCUGCGUCCGCUCUACCUGUCAACGACGCCUGGAAACACGUGGUCAGACAACGUCGUAACGCUGCCAACUGUCAACCACCUCAAGAUAUCAACCAACUCUUCCAAAGUCUCAACGCCAACACCGACACCUCCAUCUUUCUUCGUAACGCUCAGGGUGCCAGACCGGGGUCAUAUUUACACAGCGAGCUGAACACCGACCAGGUGUUCGACAGUUCCCACCUCGGAGGCAUCACCUGUCCCAGCAGCGUCAGUGACGACCCUCAGGACCCCCUGUGGAUGAGGUCCCUCUGUCCCUGGUACUACAACGUCACCGAUCUGCCCGCCGGUCACUACCCAAGUGCCAUCCCCCAGGCCGUGUGUAAGUGUGACAAAUGCGUUGACAAUAACCAAAACCAGUGCGAGAGAGUUUCCACUCAAAUCCGAGUUUUAGAAGAAACUGGCUGUGAAAAUGGUUUCUUUAUCUACAAGCCCAAACUCGUCACCCAUUUCGUUGGGUGCACUUGUGCCAAACGCCGGACACCAACAGUAGGUUCGAACACUGCCCCAACAGCAUCAGGCAGUGAAAGUAGUUGUGGGGAUUUUGGAUGUGCCCCCUAAACGAGAGACUCGUAGACGAUGUCGCCAAUUGAUGGUGUCAUUUUCCAAUGGACUAUUUCCAGUGAGGAAAUACCGUGUUAGUCAGUGUCUGACAACUAUCCCGUUUAGGUAGAAAGGUGUUGUACAAAAGCUGCAUUUCCGUCCAUGUAUGAAAUGCCUUAUUUCUUCAUACAUCACCACGACAUUAAUUCAGUCCAUUUUCGUUUAUUUAUUGAAUGUGCUUAAUCUAUUAGAAAUGUGUGUAUUUUGAAUAUUUACAAUUAUGCAUUUAUUGCAAUGUGUUUAUUGUGAUAUUUAUUGUUGACAACGCAUCAAGUUGAAUGUUGAACUAAUAUCACCCCACAUUAAUGGAAUCCAAUUCCAUUUACAUAUUCAUAAAUUAUUGUGUAUGUUAUACUUUUUGUGAAUGUGUGGAUUUUUACAGUGAUGCAUUUAUUGCAUUAUUAUUUUGAUAUUAUAUUGUUUUUACAACGCAUUAGGUUAAAACUUGGACCGAUGUCUGU